UAUUGAACUAACUGACAUAAAUAGUGGCGAUAGAUGAAGCUGCAUAGCAGAGUUCAAUUUACUGUGAGUGACGAGUGACGGAUAAGAAAAAAGGUAACUCCAUUUCAGUAGCAGAGCUUCAAUUAUAUUAUUUUCAAUGUUCGCUUAGGAACCCCAAAACAAAGUAAAUAGUGAAAUAGGGGGCCAUAAUCUCCGCCUGCGUGUUUAGAGCACCACCUGUUUGAUAAAAGGACCCAACCACGCCUUCCAAUUUCUUUUUUCAUUUUCAAAGUUCUCUGUUUAUUUUCUCAGUGGCACUCUGCCAAACACACACCCAGAGAGGGUGUAAGAUAUUUCCACUGACAACGUUGUGAAGUCUCGAAAAUGCUGUUUACCCAAACUGCACGCUUUUCCCCUUUCUGUACAACUAACGUCGAUGCUACUUUGCAUCCAAUGUCAUCACUUAAUAUUCAGAAUCUUAGUUUCGAAUCUGCUGUCGGUUUUUCUCGUUAUUCCCCUGUGUCUAGCCACCGCGUUGUAACGCCUGUAUCAUGCUCCGUUUCUAGAAAGUCUCCCUCAAAACCCAAGCCUGAACCUGAACCUGAAGCUGGUUCCAACCAAGGAGCAAGGCCUAAGGCAAGAACCAGAAGCCCCCAACCUGAAGAUGUUGUAUCCAGCAAUGAAGAUAAAAGUUCUGCCGAGACAUUCCCCUCAACUAUUCCGAGGAAGCCGAGGCGAGGUCGUAGGAGUGAAGCCAGGGCAGUGGAAGAUUUUGUACGCAGCUCUCUCGAACGCACUUUUACUGCAAUUCGGCAACGAAAUGCAGAUGCUUUGGAGAAUCAUGAGAAUAUAAUGAAGGACAGAGAUGACGACAAUUCUAAGUCUGAAAGUGUUAAUGAAGGUGACGAUGAGGAAGAUGGUGGUGAAGAGAGUGGAAAUAAAAUGGUGAUCGAGGAAGAAAGUAAGAGCUGGCCAUUGGAUGCAGAUGUUGGGUGGGGGAUAAGAGCUUCAGAGUAUUUUGAGAAGCAUCCAAUAAAGAAUGUUGUGGGAGAAGAUGGUUAUGAAAUUGACUGGGAAGGGGAGAUUGAUGAUAACUGGGUGCAAGAGAUCAACUGUUUGGAGUGGGAGAGUUUUGCUUUCCAUCCCAGCCCGUUAAUUGUCCUUGUCUUUGAGCGCUAUAACAGGGCAACUGAUAACUGGAAAAAUUUGAAAGAGCUGGAGAAAGCAGUAAAGGUGUAUUGGAAAGCCAAAGAUCGAUUGCCUCCCCGGGCGGUUAAGAUAGACGUUAACAUCGAGAGAGAUUUGGCGUACGCUCUGAAAGUUAGAGAAUGUCCUCAAAUUUUAUUUUUACGGGGUAACAGGAUCGUGUACAGAGAGAACGAACUGAGAACUGCGGAUGAGUUGGUUCAGAUGAUUGCAUUUUUCUAUUACAAUGCAAAGAAGCCUGCGUGGAUAGAUGAUAAGGCCUUGUAUUCACGUUACUAAUUAAUUUUCCGGAAUAUAGCCCUUGUCAACUUCAAGGUCUGUAUCUUUGCAAUGAAACAAUCAAAACUUGCUUGGUAAUUAUUGUAAGUUAUAUAAGUUUUUUGAAUGAUUGUAUGGUUUAAAAAGUAAUACAAAUAGUGCAUUUUAUAUU
Messenger RNA from Abrus precatorius (Indian licorice), 1615 nucleotides. Its product is annotated as thioredoxin-like fold domain-containing protein MRL7 homolog, chloroplastic. Gene Ontology annotation, cellular component: chloroplast stroma. Gene Ontology annotation, biological process: regulation of DNA-templated transcription; chloroplast organization. The record is from RefSeq and is a predicted model, not a curated record. The coding region runs from base 364 to 1464 and encodes 366 amino acids. Lineage: Eukaryota; Viridiplantae; Streptophyta; Magnoliopsida; Fabales; Fabaceae. The transcript has 4 exons.